Microstroma glucosiphilum is the source of this 595-nucleotide messenger RNA. RefSeq lists its product as hypothetical. The coding region runs from base 13 to 216 and encodes 67 amino acids. Lineage: Eukaryota; Fungi; Basidiomycota; Exobasidiomycetes; Microstromatales; Microstromataceae. The record is from RefSeq and is a predicted model, not a curated record. The transcript has 3 exons.
GCCUUCGAGGCCAUGAGGGUCUACGAGAAGAGGCAGGAGAGGGAGGGAAAGACUGAGAACCACGCCUUCGCCAAGGAGCUCCUCGCCGGUAUCGCCGGAGCCGAGGUAGACAAGCUCUUUGAGACCAAGGGUCUGGACUACCUUGACCAGGAGAAGGCCAAGCGUCAUGCCCAGCAGGAGGCCGUCUCUCAGUACGAGCAACGAUACGAGUACUAAUGUAGAACGACGAUGGAACAAGAUAUUGCUUCCUAUGAAUGAGAGGUUGUGGCAGGCUACAAUCUGUCACUUUUUCAGACAUUCCGGAUAGCUAGAUAAUGAAAAAUCUAUGACCUAUACAAUUGUGUGACGUGCGCUCCGUCUCCCAAUCCUCUUCCUGAUCUGCGUCCUCGUAGAUCGAGCAGUGUCCCGCAAUCAACCUCGAAAUUCAGACAGCUGUGAGGGUUUGAGCAAAUGUGAACGUCUGACCCUUUUCCAGCUCCUCGAAGCCAUUCGCUUUGCCAGGCUCGAUACAGAUGUACUCCUUCCAUCCUCCCUCGUGCAAGUCCUUCAUCCCCGCUGCUCCCUCUUCUGCAGGAUUCCACACCACCGUCUGUGG